CACACCGGUCAAUCCAACGUACUGUGAGGUCGCGUGGGUCAAUUUGUUCAGUCGUGUGCCGCAACCCACUAUAUAAGCGCCAUCUCACGAAUACGCAAGUCAGAAAGAAAUAAGAGAUUCAACUUAGAACACUAUGAACGCAGCAUCGGCGGUCUUCCAACCAAAUUUUGAACUGCCACUAUGGGUUCGUGAGAUGAAUGGGUUCACCUUCACGGUACUGCUACUUGUACUUGUGGUCUUUAUAUACGCGGUGUUUUUCUUUUUCCUCUUUAGAGCGGCGGAGAAUGCAGAUAACUCAGAAAGACGGCCUGACUGGUUAAUACCUCCGACGGAAAAACUUGCUAACAGGAGAAUUGCUGCGAAACGGGCUGAGCGAGCCAAGCAGGCGGCCGAAAAGAAGACUGAGUAAAGAUAUAUGUCUAUGCCCCAUAUUUAGGAUUUUGAUGGGGAUGAUGAUGUGAUGCGUAUUCAUUAAGAUAUCCACGGCAAGCACAGUAUGUCAGUAGGGGCAUAUCCUUAUUGCUAUAUAGAUGCACGUGUUCAUAGACAAUUUGUUAUAACAGCGAUAAGCGAUUAAGGGGUUCUCUGGCUGGUUGAUCACCAAAGUUUAACGUCGCGACCACAGAGUAGCGGAAAAUCAAGUCGUCGGUUCUAAUGAGGCGUCCUAGUAGUAAAUGAGGUAGUAGUUUUCACCGUGCAACGGGCUGAAAAAUCAGUGAUGAAUCAACGGAAGUCUCUCUUAUCCAUUCGCGGAUAGGAUUGCCGAUUGAAUAUGCGAAUCAGGGGUAUGUAUAUUCGACAAAAUCCUGAUUUUGUUAUCUUCCAUGGAAAAGUUGGCGUACAAGAAUCGAGGAGCUGGCCACCUUACUUGGAAGGCUGCAAACGAGGAAGACGAACAUCACUGUCUGAAGAUGCACAGUAGGUUUAUAAUGUAUAUAAAAGUAGC
This is a messenger RNA of Sphaeroforma arctica JP610, 946 nucleotides long. RefSeq lists its product as hypothetical. The record is from RefSeq and is a predicted model, not a curated record. Bases 134 to 409 code for a protein of 91 amino acids. The transcript has a single exon. NCBI's taxonomy places the organism in Eukaryota, Ichthyosporea, Ichthyophonida.